AUGUCGCCAAACCGCCGUCGUUCCUCUCCAGCCGCUGCGACAAACACCCUACAAAAUGGCGGCAGCGCCGUCACCCUACAACCCCCUAGGCGGCCUCUAGCACCACCUACACCGCGCGAACGCGACUGCGUGACAGAGCCAGGCGCGUUCCCGCAGCUCCCUCUAGUGCCGCUGGGCUUCACAGUACCUGGCAACUACAGUAACCACAGGCACCCUCCUAUCCCCUGCACUGAAGGCAGUUCCCUGGAGAAGGUGUCAGUGCUCAUGGGCUUGGUGAUUGCAGAGGAAAGGCAGGAGCCCAUAUUCUUGGAAUUCACAAGCCUCAUAGUGUGAUGUGUGGUAGUGGGCAUUGCCUACAUUAUCGAUUAUCACCACCAAGGUUUUUUCCGUUUUCUUUUGAAUUCCUUGAUGGAUGAAAAUUUGAAACAACAGCAGGAGUUUUCAGGCCUAGGUUGUUCCAGCUACUCACCAGAGUUUGCAAAUAGUCAUGACAAAGAUGAUCAGGCUUUAAAUUGUCAUUAGGUAGUGAAAGUGCUGUCCUCAUAUGGAAGAGCAGAUAUUGUGAAUGCUGCUUAGGACUUUUGCCCAUUAAAUGGUUUCCCUGAUCCUGGAUUAGUAUUGAAGCUUGGUCCUGUGGAUUACACAUUAUACUUUGUUCCCAAGUGAAUCGGAUUGACUAAGAUGUCUUUGUCUUCCUAUUUAGACACCAAUAAUGAGGACUUUGUCUCUGCCCUUCCUCAAUAUGUAUCCCAUGAACAGUAUCUGGGGAACUAG
Molecule: messenger RNA, 774 nt
Organism: Urocitellus parryii (Arctic ground squirrel)
Lineage: Eukaryota; Metazoa; Chordata; Mammalia; Rodentia; Sciuridae
Product: NUS1 dehydrodolichyl diphosphate synthase subunit
Cellular component (GO): endoplasmic reticulum membrane; dehydrodolichyl diphosphate synthase complex
Molecular function (GO): ditrans,polycis-polyprenyl diphosphate synthase [(2E,6E)-farnesyl diphosphate specific] activity
Source: RefSeq, a predicted model, not a curated record